AUCAUGGAUAAGCAACAAUACCAAAAUAUAAUUCAAUAUCUUGCUAACUUCACUUAUCCAGAAAAUUGCGAUACCUUUAAAUGGAAACAAAUUCAACGAUUAUCAACCUAUUACAUUGUUAAAAAUUCACAAUUAUACAAACCAACCAAAGAGGGAUUAAAAAGAGUAAUUACACAAGAACAAGUGGAA
Molecule: messenger RNA, 189 nt
Organism: Funneliformis mosseae
Lineage: Eukaryota; Fungi; Glomeromycota; Glomeromycetes; Glomerales; Glomeraceae
Source: the annotation of a GenBank genome assembly